Molecule: messenger RNA, 1591 nt
Organism: Drosophila bipectinata
Lineage: Eukaryota; Metazoa; Arthropoda; Insecta; Diptera; Drosophilidae
Gene: Droj2
Product: DnaJ heat shock protein family (Hsp40) member A4-like
Biological process (GO): protein refolding; response to heat
Cellular component (GO): cytoplasm; cytosol
Molecular function (GO): ATP binding; Hsp70 protein binding
Source: RefSeq, a predicted model, not a curated record
UCACUCUCUUUUCCCGUGCCCUGCCGCACACGUUUUCAAAGUUUUUUCCAUCGAAUCGGAGCGUGGUGUAGUAAGCUGUUUAAAAGUAUUCGGUCUCGAUUAAAUUUAUAGUAUAAAGUGUAACCUCAAGGAACCUAGCUGCAAAUUUUUCAUUCAAAACACACAACACCAACUUGAGACGCAGAUAAAAGUUAAACAGCCGAAAAAAUGGUCAAAGAAACUGGGUACUAUGAUCUUCUGGGCGUAAAGCCCAAUGCCACGCCCGAGGAGCUGAAGAAGGCCUACCGGAAGCUGGCCCUGAAAUACCACCCCGACAAAAACCCAAACGAGGGAGAGAAGUUCAAGGCCAUCUCCCAGGCCUACGAAGUGCUGUCGGAUACGGACAAGCGUCAGGUGUACGACGAGGGCGGUGAGGCGGCGAUCAAGAAGGGUGGAGCCGACUCCGGCGACUUCCGGAAUCCGAUGGACUUCUUUGAGAAGUUCUUCGGUGCUGGCUUUGGCGGCGGCGGCGGCGGUCGACGACGAGAGCGACGCGGCAAGGAUGUGGUGCAUCAGAUGUCCGUGCAGCUGGAGGAGCUGUACAACGGCGCCACCCGGAAGCUGCAGCUGCAGAAGAACGUCAUUUGCGACAAGUGCGAGGGCCGUGGAGGCAAGAAGGGCAGCAUCGAGAAGUGUAUGCAGUGCCGAGGCAACGGUGUGGAGACCCGUGUCCAGCAGAUCGCCCCCGGUAUCAUGCAGCACAUCGAGCAGGUGUGCCGCAAGUGCUCGGGCACCGGCGAGACCAUCCAGGAGAAGGACCGUUGCAAGAACUGCAACGGCAGGAAAACGGUGCGGGAGCGAAAGGUCCUCGAAGUGCACAUCGAGAAGGGUAUGCGGGACGGCCAGAAGAUUGUGUUUAAUGGCGAGGGUGAUCACGAGCCGGAAUCUCAGCCUGGCGAUAUUAUUAUUCUGCUGGACGAAAAGGAGCAUGCGACGUUCGCGCAUGCCGGGCAGGACCUCAUGAUGAAGAUGCCAUUGCAGCUGGUCGAAGCCCUGUGCGGCUUCCAACGAAUUGUCAAGACUCUGGAUGAUCGCGAUCUGCUCGUCUCCACAAAACCCGGUGAAGUUAUCCGGCACGAGAUGACCAAGUGCAUUGCCGACGAGGGCAUGCCCAUUUACAAGAACCCCAUGGAAAAGGGACUGUUGAUCAUUCAGUUCGAGGUAAUCUUCCCCGACGUGAUCAAUCCGACAGUGGUGCCCGCCCUCCAACAGUGCCUGCCACCGGCGCCGCAGGUUGACAUUCCAAUCGAUGCAGAGCACACUGAGUUGGUGGACUUUGAUCCCAAGGCCCGCCGCAACCAACACCAGCGCAUGGCCUACGACGAGGACGAUGGCGGCUAUCAGGAUGGCCCCCGAGUCCAGCAGUGCACAUCGAGCUAAGCGCCUCGCCGAGUGCUGGAUUCCACUCCCUCCCCCCCCACAAACCCAAACACACCUAUCCAACCAGGCAGUAAUAAUAUACAACAUAGCUCCCGGAACACGUAAACUGUGCUUGCAAAUGGCCGAAGAACUCUUAAGAAAUCCUAAAGCACCCAAGAAACACCACACACAC